Molecule: messenger RNA, 1755 nt
Organism: Fragaria vesca subsp. vesca
Lineage: Eukaryota; Viridiplantae; Streptophyta; Magnoliopsida; Rosales; Rosaceae
Product: nodulation receptor kinase-like
Exons: 8
Coding region: 1-1755 (584 amino acids)
Biological process (GO): protein phosphorylation
Molecular function (GO): protein kinase activity; ATP binding
Source: RefSeq, a predicted model, not a curated record
AUGACUGAGCUUCUGAAGCAAUAUAGUACUGUCAUCAUCUUCAUUUUAGUCACCCUACUCGGCUUUGCAGUAGCUCAGCCUCCUUCGUCGAACUGUAGCCUUCAUUUUGACAUCCCGUCCAAUUCAAGUUGUGGAAAUGGAGAUUGGGGAGGGUUUCUGCACAAUAGCUGUUGUGCAACAGUAUUUGAUGACUACCUCUACGCAUUGGGGCAGCGCGCAAACCAAACAGGAUUCAUAUUUCUGGACUCUACCGAGCAGCGAAAUUGCCUUGAUGAAAUGCAAAAAUUUCAAAAGAAUGUGUUUGGAUGUGGGAUUGAGCAGCUGACAAGUGGUGCUGGUGGCUGCUCUGACUUCUCUGUUGGUGAAGUUACUAAUAAGUUUAAAGACAACUUGAGAAGUUUAGAUGAGAAAUGUAACAUUCAGAGUAUUGAUGGAUGUGAUUUAUGUGCUAAGAGUUGGGAAAAAAUAAGAGCAUUGGACUCACCAUCCUCCGAUCCAGUGUCUAUCAAGGCUGAAACACAAGUUUGCAGGUUUGCGGUUCUGGUGUCAUACACAAGUACUAAAAUCAAAGAUAAAGAUCAUCUCUUUACAGUUUAUAAGUGUCUUGAGGCACAAAAGUAUGAUGAUCAAGAUGGGAAGGGUAGAAAGAUAAGCUUAUUGAUCCUCAUCGGAGGCCUCGCAGUAGGAAUUGUCAUUUCAGUUGUAACAGUUGCAUGCAUCUUUUCCAAGAAACGUAUCAAAACUACUCAACCACCACAACUGGCCAAAAAGACAACUCCAUCUCCGAAAAUGGAAGCAGCAUUCAAGGAUGUGAUUUUAAAGGAGUCCGGUUGUCCAAAAGUUCCAAUCAAGGAAGUGUUAUAUGCUACAGACAAUCUAAGCCCAACACAUUUCCUUGGUGAAGGAACUGCUGGAAAGGUCUAUAGAGGCAUACUAUCCAACAAUCAGAAAGUAGCAAUUAAGCACAUUAUCGAUGAUGAAAAUGUGGGGACUUUUGCAAGAGAAUUUACAAGCUUAUCACACAUCAGACACCCAAACCUUGUUACUUUGCUUGGUUACUGUCUACAGGAAGAUGAGUGUUUCCUUGUGUAUGAGCUUUGUCCAAAUGGGAACCUCUCAGAAUGGCUUUUCGGUAAAGAUAAGUGUCUGUCCUGGAUCCAAAGGCUUGAGAUUGCAAUUGAUAGCGCUCAAGGUCUAUUGUUUCUUCAUACAUAUCCCGAAGGCUGCAUUGUUCAUCGUGACAUCAAGCCAACAAACAUUCUUCUUGGGGACAAUUUUGAAGCCAAGCUAUCAGACUUUGGACUAUCUAAGAUCAUUGAACUGGGUGAAACUUAUGUGAGUUCAGAAGUGAGGGGAACUUUUGGUUAUGUUGAUCCUGACUACCAGAGCAACCACCAUGUAAAUUCUUCUGGAGAUGUCUACAGCUUUGGAAUUGUACUUCUACAAAUCCUAUCAGGAAAGAAGGUUAUCAAUAUGAAUCUGAACACGCCAUUGCCAUUAAAUAAAAUGGCAAAAGGCCUUAACAGAGCUGGCAGCAUCAAUGAAUUCGCCGAUCCCAAACUUGAUGGGGACUACUCAGAAGAAGCUUUCAAUCUCACACUUCAGCUGGCUCUAUCAUGCACAGCACUUAGACAACAAAGACCAUCCAUGGAGCAAAUUGUUGUCAAAUUAGAGCAGGCACAUGACAUAUCAACACAGGCAAAGGCCUCUACUUCUGAAGUUUCAAUAGAUAGCUACCAAAGUUCAAAUCUAUGA